UGUUUACAUAUCUUGCAUUACUCAUCUCAUAUGUAUAUACUGUAUUUUAUACCAUCUAUUGCAUCUUGCCUAUGCCGCUUGUGAUGGUUAAUUUCUAUAUAAUCAAAUGAGCAGAGACAAACUUAUCACACAAGUCAGAGUUAUACUUAAACUGAAUCUUUAUUAGUGAGAGCUCUGCAACAGCGAUGGCUGGUCGACAAACCACCCUCAGAUGAUUUGUUGAGAGUCACGACACAAAGGCUACUAAAUUAUUUUAUAGCAAAGAUCCACACCCUAGUCGACAUGACAAACAACAGAUGUGUGGAAUGGGUCACACAGUGAGACUUGAUAAAUGGGAAAGGAGUAUCCCGCAGCCAGAUAGCAUUUGCUAUGAAGACUGUUCUUAUUGUUCAGUUUGGCCCCUAAGACGAGGCUCCGAUCUCGUUCCUGGUACUUCAUAGCACAAAAACACCAACUCAUUCUAUUGGCAUAAAUCAAUUGUUAACUCCAGAUACUCCCAUCUCAAGUAAAACCCCUUCUUGACCACACAACUGGACAAGCUCAUUGAGGGGAGUGAGCCUCUAGGUCAUACACUAUCCCAGGAUAGGUGUAACAUCAGAGAUGACAUACAAUGGUUCCAGACACUACCCUACACAUCUUUUCUCAAACCUUAUCUUCCCCAAGGCCAAAGAAGUGAGUGACUGGCGCACAGACAUUGUGGAGACAAGUCAUUGGUUCCCCAUUAAUCACGCCAUUCCUUCACAUGGUUUGAAAAAUAGGUAAAAACACAUUCACAUAUAAAGACAAUGGUCCCUCCUGUCCUCUUCUCUUUCUGAUAUUUUGCAAAGCCCCAGGGACAUGUGAAAGACGAGCCUGACUUCUCCCCUCUAUGGACCCCAGGUGACUGAGCCCCAGCUGAGGGAGGAAGUGCAACUGCCAACACCAGAGUCCAAAGGGUUGCAUUCUAAUAACUAUCAUAUUAGCAUAUUAUGCAGAUAAUACAUCUUAAUUAUCUAUGUUAAAUAACUAACACUCUUUCAUUGCUCAUCCAUAUAUUUAUAUGUAUAUACUCUUAUUCCAUUCCUUACUUAGAUUUGUGUGUAUUAGGUAGUUGUGGAAUUGUUAGACUACAUGUUAGAUAUUGCUGCACUGUCGGAACUAGAAGCACAAGCAUUUCGCUGCACUUGCAAUUAUAUCUAUGUGGCCGACUUGAUUUGAGAAGGUAUGCAGGGGAUGUCUGGGAACUAUUUUUAGCAGAAAUAUUAUAGUUAUGUGAAGUGUCUUGGGAUAAGAGUGUAAUUAACCACAUACCCCUCAUUAAUUAAUACUUUGUUAACUUGUCAUUUGAAACAGGCUUGUGUAAAUACCUGUUUUUACAGCGACCGUAAGCCUAGGCUAGAACAAGGACUUGAAUAUUUACCUUACUGAGUAGAUUGAAUAAAGUAAUUAUUUUCAACUCUAUUCUUGCUAACACACUGUUCGUUCUAAACAAGUAUUCUCUGAACUUGAAAGAUAGUGAUCACGAACAGGAGAUUUGAUAUGUAACGUAAUAAUCAGUACCGUAUUUCAAAGAACAAGGCGCAUACCUUUUUCAGUUAACCACAGCCUUUGAGCUAUGAUGCCAACCAAUAAGAUUCUUUCUCUUCAGUGUAAGCGGAAGUGAACAGUUACCCAAAACAAAUAUCACGAUAGCGUUUUUCGUAUUGUUAUUUAGACGUUUAUUAACACCUUGGAACUCAAAAUAUGCCUAACUGCACAGAAUUACAUACUUACCUCGGGUAGUGUUUAUUUCGCGUUGGAGACAGGACUCGGUUGCUAGAUGUUCUAGGUAAGGCUAGCUGCUAACAAUGGCUAACUGUAUGGUUUUUCACACUCAAAUAGCCUCCGUCAUGGAGGUGCUAGCGAAUGCCGCCGUGGCAGAGAUCUGUAAACUCGUAGAUGACGACUAUGCAGUAUUUCGUUUGGAAAUUACUCAAAGCCAGAAAGAAAACAGGGCAUUGCGGAGGAAACUACAGCUGCUGGAACUGAAGGUGUCACGGGAGCGCGCAGAGAGGACCAUUCGUCCUAGAAGUGUCAAGAUCCUCGACCGAUACAGAGGAAUGGCAAGAGGUGAAGGACAUCUCACUCUAGGCCACAGGAGCAUUGUGAAGCCAGCCGGACACAAUACAUGGCGAGAUGACCAACCAAUCACUUCUGAUGAGGGGAGUGGAACCUCAACCCAGCACGUUAUCAUGAUUGAGUCUGCAGAUGCAGAAGCUGCAGGUCCUGGAGGAUCAUCUCUGGUCAAGCAGGAGAGGACUGAAGGAGACAACCCACAACACAGCAGAAACAUCCAGACUGGAGCAGCGGCUGGAGUGGCGCACCCUGUAGUCACUGAGGACCUAUCCACCGCCGCCACGCCCCAGCCCAGGACCCGACACAGCAUCGCGGAGGUCAGUGGAAAGCCGAACGGCGUCCUCAAGAGAGAGACGGACACAGAGACUUUAACUGUCACAAAAAGGCUCUUACACACAGGAUCUGACCACAGAUCAGACACAGAGAGACUGGGGCUGGGGAGACUGGGCUGUCCUCCUGCUCCCGCCUCAGAGUAUUUACUUUACGAUGACUUGAGGACAGUUCAUUCCCAUCUGGACUCAGGUGACGCGACAGAAGCUGGCAAUGAUCCGUCUUGUUCUUACACCCCAGAGAUGGAACCUGUCAACAUGGCUUUGGGUUUAGAGACACAGACUGACCAGUCUAGAGAGGACUGGAACCGGUACAGUAGUAGUGUAUACUCUGAAGGGUGCCUAGAUAAGAAAGGGGAGGUUAUAGUGGUAGAUGAGGUGACUGUGAAAGUAGAGGGUAAUAAUCCUCCCACAUGGAAUGCAGAUAGUCACCUAGGAGAUGGAUACUCACAGGGCAGAGAUUUCUUAGAUUAUAGGGAAAGUUUAGAGACAAAUCCAAAUGUCGCGACCCACUCCCCUUUACACACGCUCAGGGAUCGCGACCCAGUGUUCACAUCAAUGGGGCCUUCCGAUUCACAUAGCCGCGUCCUUUUCGAUCAGGUAUUGAACUCAAACGAAAGGGCUAGAGCCCAGGUUCAGGAAAGGGGAGCAACAUCAGGGGGUAGUAAAAAGAAACAGUUCCUCUGCAUGUUCUGUAACAAAGGCUUCAGCUGCCCCCAGAAGGUCGAGAUCCACCAGAGGGUCCACACAGGGGUGAAACCCUUCAGCUGUGCCCAGUGUCACAUGCGCUUCGCAGAGGCUGGCACGCUGAAGAGGCACCAGAGGGUCCACACAGGGGAGAAACCCUUCAUCUGCCACGUGUGCCGGGCCAGUUUCUCCCACUCAUUCAACCUGAAGAGACACCAGAGGGUCCACACAGGGGAGAAUCAUACAGCUGCCCCCAGUGUGAGAAGUUCUCCCACCAGCACCAGCUGAAGAUGCACCUAUAGGUCCACAUGGGAGAGAGGCCGUUUGCCUGUACGCAAUGCGGGAAGAGGUUCUCAGAGAAGAGCAACCUCAGAAUACACCAGCAGAAAAAACAUUCCACUCUAUAACAUAGAAAGUCACCAUUCGACUUCAUUGCUUCUGACGUUUAGAUCAAACCCUGCAUUAAAGACAAAGAUUAAUUUUCA
Molecule: messenger RNA, 3595 nt
Organism: Oncorhynchus kisutch (coho salmon)
Lineage: Eukaryota; Metazoa; Chordata; Actinopteri; Salmoniformes; Salmonidae
Product: zinc finger protein 329-like
Exons: 3
Coding region: 1827-3398 (523 amino acids)
Biological process (GO): regulation of transcription by RNA polymerase II
Cellular component (GO): nucleus
Molecular function (GO): DNA-binding transcription factor activity, RNA polymerase II-specific
Source: RefSeq, a predicted model, not a curated record